AUGUCGACGACGAUCACAACCACCAAGGCCGUGCCCAAGUCGGCCAAGAAGAGUCGGAUCGUGGUACUGCGCGUGUCGCACGAGCUCCUGUCGCAGUGGCCAUCAGAUACCACUGCAGAAGCUUCUGUCAAGCGAAAUUCCAUCAACGACGAGGCCUCACCAUCCAUACAACUGCCCGACACGGCCGACAAGUCAUCAGACUCGAACGCAACACCGGUGCCUGCACCUGCAAACGACGCUGCUACCACUGACAGCAAUUCAUUGGCACCACCAAAAAUCGACGGUAGGAAGAAGAGAGGAGGCGCUGCCACCGGUGGCCGCAAGCGAGCACCACCAUCCAUCGACCCGAACGCUCCACCCAGGGAGAGAGGUCGACCCGGCCCCAAGAAGAAGCCAAGAUUGUGAGUCGAAGCUGCUCUUCCUAAUCCAUGCGACGAGCAUAUGUUGCACCAGAGGAAAUGAACGCUAACUCUUCAUAGGGCUGAUGGAACCAUUGACCGCUCUGGAGAGAAGGGCCCUACUGGAACCAACCCAAUACCCGCGCACAAGCUGGGCCCGAAAGCCAACACUGGCGCGAUCAACGCUGGCCUCCGUGCGCUCGACCGUACCGGCAAGCCCUGCCGCAAGUGGGCGAAGAAAGGCCUCCAGCUCAAGUCAUUCACCGGCGCGAUAUGGUCCAUGCCAUCUUGGAAAGCGCCACCUCGCGACCAAGGCUUCGCUGGCGACGUGAAGAGUGACAGCACGGGGUCCAGUGAGGUCAAGCCUGUCAACGAGAGCAGUGCAGUGGCGAGUGAGAGGAGCCACAGUCAUCUCGGCGGUGAGACCGCUACUGGAGGCGAUACUACCAUGAUGAACGGCAUAGAGAGCUCACCAGCACCUCCUAUCGCCGCCUAA
Molecule: messenger RNA, 894 nt
Organism: Lecanosticta acicola
Lineage: Eukaryota; Fungi; Ascomycota; Dothideomycetes; Mycosphaerellales; Mycosphaerellaceae
Source: the annotation of a GenBank genome assembly